AUGGCGCACCUACGAGAACGUCUUAUGCUGCUUUUCGAGCAAUAUCAGCUCGAGUCGCAGCAUGCGACCCAUGUCCCUGCACUACAGCUUCAACAGCAGCUCCUGAUUGAUAUCCGUCAAGAAGUGGUGGCAGCAUCUCACGACGAGUCACCAGAAAGAACGCUUUCCGUUCGCUGUCAGCAACUUGAGAUAAAUCGGGCACAAAUGCAGCAGCAUAUCGAAAGCUUGGACCGGCAGCUUUACGAGUAUCACGCAGCCCUUCUCAAAUCCAACACAGAGAAGCAGCAGUUGCACAACGAGAAGGCUCGUUCUCAACAGGUGAUGAGUCGGCAAUACGAACAGGCGAUGAUUGAUAGGAAUGAGCUCGGUCUCAGACUUGCGAAGGCCUAUAGGAUCAGGCCAGGUACACGAGAGACUAUCAUCAAUCAAUUCCAAUACAAAGGCAUACGGAAUGAAGUCAUCGAGCGUCUGGUCUCUGAGCUGGACUUCUGCAGGGAGCUCAACAAGAACGCAAGUCCUAGACGUUCACGACGAUUGACCCAACAAAAACAAGACAGCGACACAGAAGCAUGA
Molecule: messenger RNA, 573 nt
Organism: Lithohypha guttulata
Lineage: Eukaryota; Fungi; Ascomycota; Eurotiomycetes; Chaetothyriales; Trichomeriaceae
Exons: 1
Coding region: 1-573 (190 amino acids)
Source: RefSeq, a predicted model, not a curated record